CAGAUUGCUGCCCGUUCUUUGGUUGCCGUGACUGAAUACCUUCUUGUUCGAGCAGUCGGGCAAACUCAAUCCACGAUGCCGGCUUCCUGUCAGGAUAUCAGGAACGCACUGGCGCAAUGCCUCCAGGAAUCCGACUGCAUCAUGGUCCAGCGACACAGCCCGCGGGAGUGUCUCAGUGACCCUCACGUCGACCAGCUUCCGAUGCGAUGCCAGCAGCUGCGGAAGGGCUUCAGCGAGUGCAA
This is a messenger RNA of Aspergillus fijiensis CBS 313.89, 242 nucleotides long. Its product is annotated as PET191 family protein. The annotation marks the transcript as partial. The transcript has 2 exons. The record is from RefSeq and is a predicted model, not a curated record. NCBI's taxonomy places the organism in Eukaryota, Fungi, Ascomycota, Eurotiomycetes, Eurotiales, Aspergillaceae. Gene Ontology annotation, biological process: mitochondrial respiratory chain complex IV assembly. Gene Ontology annotation, cellular component: mitochondrion.